Molecule: messenger RNA, 585 nt
Organism: Mya arenaria
Lineage: Eukaryota; Metazoa; Mollusca; Bivalvia; Myida; Myidae
Product: homeobox protein CDX-4-like
Exons: 2
Coding region: 1-585 (194 amino acids)
Biological process (GO): regulation of transcription by RNA polymerase II; animal organ morphogenesis; anterior/posterior axis specification
Cellular component (GO): nucleus
Molecular function (GO): RNA polymerase II transcription regulatory region sequence-specific DNA binding; DNA-binding transcription factor activity, RNA polymerase II-specific
Source: RefSeq, a predicted model, not a curated record
AUGGAACACGAGCACCCCUUCCAAUGGAGACGUCGGACAGCACCGGUGGAAGGGCUGACGCGCACGCGCGACAAGUACCGUGUAGUGUACACAGAGAAACAGCGGACAGGCCUGGAGCACGCCUUUGAGGAAAACAAGUUCAUCGCGCUGCAGACCAAACUGGAACUGGCCAAGGAACUCGACCUUUCUGAGAGACAGAUCAAGCUAUGGUUUCAAAACCGACGGGCAAAAGAAAGACGAGAUUUGAAAAAAUCCAACGUGACAAAAACAGCUGGAGGCUCUUCAUCAACAAAGGACAAAACUUCGUCUAAUACCUCGCUCAACUAUAAGACGCCGUUAUUGAACUACACAGACUGCCAGUUUCAAGGCAAAGUAGCGGUUGGUAAUUUCCAGGCUACACUACCUUGCUUUGAAUCCAUGACCACCAAACCACAGAGAGAUACAAUAAUGGCCAACGACAGUUCACCACACUCUUUGAAUGAAUCUACAAUGUUUCCAAAUCCAUGGAAGUUCGGAGAAAGCAGAGACUGGUCUCCAUACCUAGAUGUUUCUCCCAUAGGUGGCAAUAUCAGUCAGAGAUGGUGA